Molecule: messenger RNA, 1239 nt
Organism: Drosophila grimshawi
Lineage: Eukaryota; Metazoa; Arthropoda; Insecta; Diptera; Drosophilidae
Gene: Or63a
Product: odorant receptor 63a
Exons: 10
Biological process (GO): sensory perception of smell; detection of chemical stimulus involved in sensory perception of smell
Cellular component (GO): plasma membrane
Molecular function (GO): odorant binding; olfactory receptor activity
Source: RefSeq, a predicted model, not a curated record
AUGUAUUCACCGAAUGAGGCAAUAGCUUUGGAGAAGCACAACUAUCAUCGGAUCAAAGAGUUGAUACACGUCAAUUAUAUUAUGGGCUACAAUCUAAAGAAAGCAACGCGCUACGACUUUAUUUUGAAGCUGUGGUGCCUGGUGCUUAUAGGAAGUACUCUGGCAUCUUACUACGGCCACAUGCAGCUGAUUGUAACCUACAUCAAGGACAUACCGCGCAUUUCAGAGUCCAUUAGUACGAUAUUCCAAUCGUUUAUGUCCGUUGUGAAAAUGUUAUACACUCUAACGGCACCGCGAAAAUUCUACAUCAUGCUACGUUGCGCCUGUCGUCAUGAGCUCCUGCAGAGCUGCGAACUAUUCGAAGCUGUCGCAGAUCUGCCAAUUGCGAAGGAACUGCGCCAGAAUGUAGAUAAGAUCAUGAAUAAGGUCUGGAUCAGCACGCGUCGCCAAGUGCUGUUCUUCCUGUUCAGUUGCAGUGCCAUUUGUUUGAACUACUUUCUCAACUCUCUGAUUGUAAUUAUCUAUCGCUUCAUAUCCGAAUCCGACGACAACGUUGAGGUUACGCUGCCACUGCCUUCUCUAUAUCCCAACUGGAUGACCUAUCCCUACUAUUAUCUGCCAUGGUUUCUCGAGACCUGCAACCUGUAUGUUUGUGGCAUGGGUGCAGUUGCCUUCGAAGGAUUAUUCGGUGUGCUGUGCCUGCAUGGCAUUGGUCUUAUGAAGACACUCAGCUACAUGAUUGACUGCUCCACUUCACCGUUGGUGCCGCAGGAGCGUAGACUUGAGUACCUACGCAAUUGCAUCUAUCAAUAUCAACGUGUGGCAGCCUAUGCCAUGGAGCUCAACAGCAGCUUUAGGCAAAUUAUAAUUGUACAAUUUGUGCUUAGCCUUUUUUGCUGGGGUCUUGUUUUAUUUCAAAUAAGCAUUGGUAUUGCCACAAGUUUUACGACGGCGCUCCGCAUGUUUCUGUAUCUCGCAGCCGGCGGCUAUCAAAUCGUCAUCUAUUGUUAUAAUGGCCAAAGCUUUUCAACUGCUAGCGAGCGCAUACCAAUGGCAUUCUAUGAGUGUGCUUGGUACGAGGAAUGCCGCGAAUUUCGACGGCUGGUCAAAAUGAUGAUAAUGCGCACCAAUCUUGGCUUUAGUCUGGAUGUAUCCUGGUUCACAAAAAUGUCGCUGCCCACACUGGUGUCGAUGAUCCGAGCAAGUGGGCAAUAUUUUGUUUUAUUGCAGAAUAUAAUG